UCACUCUCUCUCUUUCUUCUCAUUCUCUUCCCCCUAUCUAUACAUUUCUCUUUUUUACUCUCGUCCGACCUUUUACAAUCUCUCUCUCUUUUCUCAUGCACUUUCACCUGUCUAUAGUCUUCUUCUUGUCCUCUUCUGUUACUUCCUACUUCUCUCCCUCUCCCCUUUCUCUCUCUCUCUCUCUCGGUCUUUACUUCCUCCUUACCUCAUCCUCGACGUCGCCAUCACUCAAUCACUUUCAAUUCGUUUACGUUUGUUUUGUUCAUCCAUCCAAGCUUCGCGCAACAAACCUGUUUCCUCUUUUCUCACACACACACUUAAACAUACCAAAUACUUUAUAUACACAUUUGUACAUACUCACGCAAUAGAUAUAUUUAUCGAUACACAUAUCCUCAGCCUUUAUUAUUAUCUUUUUUUUUUACAUAUUUAUACAUAUUGCUAGAAACACUCACCUGUUUAUUGCCACACACACACACACACACCUUGCAUUCAAUCCAAUCUAUCGUUAUUCUCUAUAAAUAAGAAGCACAUAGGUUACGUCCUUAUACAUGUUUCUACAUAUACACACACGUAUUUAUGUCCAUUAACACACAGACACACACGGACACUUUCUCUUUCUUUUGUUGUUUCUCUUUUCGAAUCAUUGUUUGUCUGCAUCCACGGCAACUGAAACAUCGAAAAACCUGUAAAAAUUUCACCAAACUUCAUCGACAGAGGUUGUUAGACGGAGCGAAUGCCUGCUCGACCCAAUCAAACCACCAAACACAUUGAAUACAUUCGCGCACCUGUUUUCGCAAAACAAAAACGCAAAUAAUUGCCAAAGCAGCAGCUGCAGCAUCAGUUGAUAACACUUCCAUUCCAUCGUUUCUCCAUCGUUCAUGAUUCGUCGUCGUCGUCGUCCUCCAUUUCGUCCAGCAGUGUAAUGGCUACGGCUACGUCCAGCCAUGGCCAACCCUCUGUUUUUAGUCUCCGUCACUUCGGUUGUGUUGGGUGGCGUCGCCUCUCUUUUCAUGAUGAUACCGCUGGGUAGCAAUUUCUGGGAAUACUAUAGCUACGAUGAACAGGCCUUGAAUACCUUCAACAACAGUCGCAGCGACAUCUUCAACGUGGUCCUCGUUAACCCGAACGAAAGCGCCAAGAUUUAUCGGGUUGACUUCAAACCGGACAAAAACAAUAGGAGCAACACCCCAGCUUACUUGUUCUCACAAUAUUCGGGCCUCAUCCGAAUUUGCAGCCAAGUAUCAGCUGAAACAAAGGCAAAAUGCAACCAUUUACCUGACAUGUGGAAAAACCCAUGUUAUAAUUUCGUAACGGAAUAUGAUGAGGAAACUAGUACAUUGAAUGCCAAAGGUAACAUAUUAGCAAAAAUGCAGACAUCUGCAGCAUCGUGUUUGAUUGUUAGCACGAUAGAUUUAAUGACAGCUUCAGCUCUUGGAAUUAUUGCUGUUUUCAAGAAGCAAGUUGCAUUAGUAAUGGUAACUGGAACUCUAUAUAUGAUGGCUGUUCUGUCAAUGCAGUACUUUGGAUCAAUACAUGUAGCCUCAUCAAUCUCUGAUUCAUUCGUCACUGAUCUUGGCUAACACGAUAUGCUCAGUUGUAAAAUACAGUUGGUGUGUCCCCCAAUAACCCCUAACGAUGCUCAGCUGCCCAAACUAUGCUUGUUUACUGUGUUGCAAGGCUCGGAUCUUUUCUGUUUGGAUGCCACUGGCUCCAAAAAUUAAAGUUUACUGAAAAUUUUAAAAUUUCUAAUACACUUGCCCAAACUGAAUUGCUGGAGUUAUUUCAUUUUUUUUUCCAGAAAAAUGUUUUUAAAAAGUUUUAGAGGUUCAAAGUUUGAGCAUUUUCACCCAGUCAGGAAACAGGGUUUGGAAGCUGUCAUUCUGUACGUUACUGCAAAUUUUGUCGUCCUGAAAAUAACAUGUUGUCAAUAUUUGUUGUCUCCGGUAGUUUUCUUUCAUGUAAAUAAAUUUUAUUUAACUGUUAUUUUUAGCACGAAAGUUCUCCGGUAAUUUUCUUUCGAGUAAUUAAAUGUUUAUGUUUAUUUAAAAGAGAAAAACAGUUUUAAUUCUCUGAGUGAGAUGUUGGCAAAUAAACUUUAAAUUGAAAGAUUUAUCGAAAA
Molecule: messenger RNA, 2119 nt
Organism: Octopus bimaculoides (California two-spot octopus)
Lineage: Eukaryota; Metazoa; Mollusca; Cephalopoda; Octopoda; Octopodidae
Cellular component (GO): membrane
Source: RefSeq, a predicted model, not a curated record